Molecule: messenger RNA, 2595 nt
Organism: Exophiala spinifera
Lineage: Eukaryota; Fungi; Ascomycota; Eurotiomycetes; Chaetothyriales; Herpotrichiellaceae
Exons: 1
Coding region: 1-2595 (864 amino acids)
Biological process (GO): endosomal vesicle fusion; macroautophagy; cellular response to starvation
Cellular component (GO): HOPS complex; late endosome
Molecular function (GO): protein binding
Source: RefSeq, a predicted model, not a curated record
AUGGAGAAGAAAGGGCCCAACCCGGCAACUCAUGGUAAUGGAGAAGGUAGAAAGGGCCGCCGGACGCGGCACAACGCAUUGGAACCGGAGCUGCGCUUGAUCGAUAUACACACCAAGGAGGAGGUUGACACUGAUACUCUAACAGUGAGCAGAUAUGAGACUUUGUCAGCCUCAGACUAUCAUCUAGGUGUUCUCCCUCCAAUCAGGGUGCCAACCUUCAUGGUACAAAAAGGCUACCUGGGUGCCAUUGGCUCAAGCAUGAGCACUGUUGGGUCCAGUCUCUAUACUGGAGUGGAAACUGUAGGCCAAGGCGUAUGGGAUGCCACCAUGUUUGGUCCACGAAUGUUGGGUGCGAAUCGGAUCUUCAGUGGUGCUGAUAGCAUCAAGAGUGGUACCACUGGACCAGAGCGUGGAAGCACCAAGGACCGGAAAAACCUGGCUGGCUGGAUCCCAGGAUUCGGCUCUGCUGACGGCACGACCGAGGAAGAAACACAGUUAACGACAGCACAGGGCAUGAAGAUCUUUAUCUUCAGCCCCUAUGACUGUAUAGUGGCUGUUAAACGCAAUCUCAAUGACAGGAUUCAGUGGCUGAAAAGUGUCAAGCGUUACCAGCAAGCAUGGGAGUUGAUCGAUGACCAUCCUGAAGCAGCAGGAGGCUCUCUCGAAAGUCCCGAAGCAGAAACUCCACAAACUCCGUCCAAGGCAAGCUCCAUAACCAGAUCGGCCACGGGAACAAUCUCAAGUCCUGACAAAAGCCGUCAGCAUGCGACGUUGGCUGAGUUUUUCACUGAUUCCAAUUCCAUCACGAGCUCAGCACAAGUGAAGUCCAACGGCAAAUUCUCGGCUGCAGAGAAGGAGAAGCGAAAAAUAGGCGAACUCUGGUUGAGGCAAUUGACCGAUGCAAAUAACUGGCAGGAAGCUGGAGAAGUGGCUGCAAAGGUCCUUAACACCACAACACGGUGGGAGCACUGGAUCUGGCUGUUCAUUAAAAGGCAGAAGUUUGACGAGAUAUCUCCAUACGUCCCGACUUUGGAAUUGAUGCCCCCCCUACCGUCGUCUAUCUAUGAGAUCAUCCUCGGACACUAUGUUGAGACAGACAAAAGUCGGUUCAAAGAACUACUGGAUCAGUGGCCGUCGGAUCUCUUCGAAAUCAGCAACAUCACAACAGCGAUCGAGGACCAACUUCGUACCGGGAGUGCGCCAAAGGGCUCAAAUGAUUGGAGACUCUUACAAGAAUAUUUGGCGAGAUUAUUCCUUGCCGACGGACGUUAUAAUGACGCCUUAAAAUGUUACAUCCACCUUCAAGAUGCAGACACUGCUCUAUCACUUAUCAAAGAUCACCAUUUGGUCGAGGCAAUCGUUGAUGAUAUCCCAAGCUUUGUCACGCUCAGGGUGACAGCAGAUCAGUUGAAAUCUGCAUCUACAAGCGAACUAGACGAACUGUCUAUGGAUUCUAUCCAACUGCUUGUGGACGAAGCCACCGCCGGCGUGGUUGAGGCUGACGAGGUUGUUUCACAGCUUAAUACUUCCAAGUUAAGACCAUUUUUGUUUUUUUAUUUCCGCGCUCUGUGGCGAGGCGAAGGCUCACACAGCGAAGCUAAGGGCCCGCGCGUUGGCCAUUCAGCAGUAGCAACGGCCCUGAUCGCGGAUACCGGCAAGCAGCUAGUGGAGCAAUUUGCAGAUACGGCAGUUGAAGUGUUCUCGGAAUACGAUCGAUCGUUACUCAUGGAGUUCCUCCAGUCAUCUACAGCAUAUGCUUUCGAGAAAGCUGUCAAGCUAUGCGAGAAGAAACAUUACGUCGAAGAGCUCGUGUUCUUACUCAGUAAGACCGGUCAAAUGAAGAAAGCAUUAUAUUUGAUCAUCGAUGACCUCAAAGAUGCAAAGAAGGCGAUAGCAUUUGCAAAGGAGCAGGACGACAAAGGUCUAUGGGAUGACCUAUUGGAGUAUAGCAUGUCUCGACCACGGUUUAUCUCGGAACUCCUCGCUGAGGUAGGAACGGCGAUCGACCCAAUUACCCUGGUUAAACGAAUACCGAGCGGCCUCGAGAUCGAGGGCCUAAAGGACGGCUUAAGGAAGAUGCUCCGUGAAUAUGAUCUUCAAGAUAGCAUCAGCUCGGGUGUGGCGAAAGUGCUGAGCAGUGAAGUUGCCGUCGGGAUGGAGACCCUCAGACAAGGUCGAAGGAAGGGCAUCAAGUUUGAGGUGGUGUCGCAUCAUCCCCGGAAGCCUGUACACAACCCAGAGCAUACUGCAAAUGAUGUUGAGAAGGGGACAAAUCCCGAAGAAGCUGCACAGAAACCUGAGGUGGAACCAGGUCACUGUGGAAGCUGUCAGAGGGCAUUUAUCCAGGAUGAGAAGGAGACGCUUGUGGGCUUUGCGUGUGGUCAUGUAUAUCACAUUUCACACUUGUUACACGGACCGGAAGCGGAGGGAGACGAAGCUCUCCUCCCUGAUUCUGCCACGAGGAAGGACCGUGAUAGUGAAGGAGCACUGGACGAUUUCAGGUUCUCGAGGAGCGUCGGCCCAAAGGUCACGAAUGCGCGGCUUCUGAAGGAUAAGAUUCAGGCGGUGGGUGGGUGUAAAAUUUGUAGGACAUAG